Drosophila grimshawi is the source of this 5110-nucleotide messenger RNA. It is a transcript of the gene disp, whose product is annotated as protein dispatched. NCBI's taxonomy places the organism in Eukaryota, Metazoa, Arthropoda, Insecta, Diptera, Drosophilidae. The record is from RefSeq and is a predicted model, not a curated record. The coding region runs from base 386 to 4003 and encodes 1205 amino acids. Gene Ontology annotation, cellular component: membrane. The transcript has 7 exons.
UUUAAUUUCUCAGCCCGAGAAUUAUUUCGCGUGUAUUGAAAACAGCAAAAAAAAUGCCGUCAGACCAUUUGCAUUUGUAAUAAGCACAAAUAAUACAGCAAGAGCGAUAGCAAAAACCACAACACCACACAUUUUUGACAAAGGCCAACGUCCAGACGCAGGCAGGCGGACAGACAGACAGACGGAGUAUCUAUAACAUAAACAACAACAAUAGCACUGCCCCCCAGGAGGACAUUCGCCCAAACUCAAGGUUACACAUGAAAAAUCCACAUGCUGUGCGACUGCAGUUGCCGCGCACCGAACAUGAAUACACUAUAAGCGGCUAAAAAAACAAAACAAAAACAAACAUAUUAGAAGAGAAUUCCCGUGUGUAAGUUGCCUCGGUAUGUUGUGCUUCGAUUCGGAGAAGAUGAACUGGUAUUAUCAUGUCCUGGCACGUCGACCCUAUCUGGUGGUCGUCUCCAUUGCUGUGUACUGUGUCGCCUGCAUCAUUGUGGCGCUUAUCUUGACCGAGCUGCCCGAUUUCAGUGACCCCACCUUGGGUUUUGAGACACGCGGCAAUGAAAUUGGCAAACGUCUGACUGCCUGGCAUAAUCUGGACCAGGAAAUCGAUGGUAAUGGUGCCUUAUUCUCCAAUCCGGCGGAUCUGCUGCAAAAGCUGCAAUUUGAGAAAAUGCGCGGAUUGCCGCGACAUCAGCCGCGUCCCAAUCAUCGAAGGCACAAAUACCAGCGACGGAAGCACAAAAACAACAAAAACGGUAAUAAUAAGCGCAAUCGCAAGGAUCACAAGAAGAACGAACACGACGACAUCGCCUACCAGAUGAUGAUGAUCAACAGGCGACUGCGGGCGACAAAGAGUCCGCUAAGUGAUAAAUGGUUGGGCGACAGCGGCGUCUUUCGAGACUAUGAGGUGACCAACGACAGCAGUCCCUCCUCGCUGCUGGAGCCAACGCACCGCAGCGAACAUAUCGAAUAUGGACACAAUACCACCUUUGUGGAUGAGGACCAGCAUCGUGAGCGAGUCCAGACCAAGAAGAGUACCUGGCGCAUGCUCAAACAGGCCGCGUUGCCCAAGAGCGGCUGGACGGAUUCCAAAUUGCGUCAGCCCAUCGAGGGCUUUUUCUGUGAUUCCUCGCCGCAUAAGACAUAUUCACAUUUUGUGGUCCAACGCAUUGGACCGAAUGCCACCGACUCGUUGUUCGAUUUGAACGGCAUGUUGGCCAUGUGCCAGCUGCAGGAGCAGAUUGGCUCUGUGCCCAACUAUCAAGCAUACUGUGAACCAGAGAUGUUAACCUCCAAUUGCUGUCGUCCAUGGUCGCUGCCCAACUAUGCCACCCUUCUGGCCAAUAAGAGUUCCUGCUUCGAUCUGUCCGCAGAUGAUGUGUCCAUGCUGCAAUCCUUGCUGCUCAGCUGCUACGAGUAUUACCACUUUCUCAAGCUGGACAUCAAUUGCAAUGAACUUAAUCCCUGCUAUGCGCCAGAGGAAUGCACGCGCAAUAAUUUGGUCUUCAAUGUGCUCAACUAUCUCAGUGACUAUGGUUUUAUGAAGGCAAAUGACUCGAACGUUUAUUUGAAAUAUGCAAUGAUAUUUGUGCCUGUGGCACGCUCCAAUCGCAUCCUACCGCUUUUUCAUGAAUGGGAACACGUCAAGCUGAGCAAUGAACUGGUCGAAGUCGUAGCCAUGGAUUUGGGUCUGGAAAAUGAGCUUUUCAGCGAACUGCUACUCACGGACGUUUGGCUCGUCUCCCUCGGCGGGCUGUUUGUGAUGGCUUGUGUUUGGCUAUACACCGGAUCCGUGUUUAUCACCUUGAUGUCCUGCUGUGCCAUUUGUUUCUCCUUGGGAUUGGCAUACUUUAUCUACACACUGGUCUUUGAGUUUAGCUUUUUCCCAUAUAUGAAUCUACUUGCCGUCGUUGUAAUAAUUGGCAUUGGUGCCGAUGAUGUAUUCCUCUUCCUCAAGAUCUGGCAGUGUGUGCUGGCCGAGCGUUUCAGCAAGAGCAGCACAUUGAAUACACAAUCAACGCUUCCGACUCCGUUAGAGCACAAUGAGCAUACGGAAACAUUGGAGAAUCUAAUGGCACUAACCAUGCGGCAUGCGGCGGCAUCGAUGUUUGUUACCUCGGUGACCACAGCGGGUGCAUUUUAUGCCUCCUACAGCAGCUCAAUAACGGCCAUCAAGUGCUUUGGCAUUUUUGCUGGCACCGUUGUGGUCACAAACUAUUUGCUCAUGGUCACCUGGCUGCCGGCGUCGGUUUCAAUUAUGGAGCGUCUGUUUGCCAGCCGCAUGUCCUGUCAGCAGCAUGUGGCACAGAAAUUGAUCAACGCCUGCCAGAAGUCAAUUAAUCGAUUUUGCGAACUUUUCGAGGAGCGCAUAACGCAAUGUAUUAUGAACUAUGCCUACUUGUGGCUAAUAAUCUUUGCCAUUCUGGGUAUAUCCAGUGCAAUUAUUGUGUUCUGGUAUCCGGGCCUGCAGCUGCCAGAGAAACCACAUUUCCAACUCUUCGUCUCGCAUCAUCCCUUUGAGGUGUACACGAAGCUACGGCAUCAGUUUUGGUUCGAGAAGCCGCUGCAGGGAAUUGAGAAUUCUAAUAUGAGCAUGCGUUUCGUUUGGGGCGUGCAAGCAUUGGAUGAUGGCGACUACACGAAUCCGCACUCGUACGGCAACCUGCACUAUGACAAUAAUUUUAAUAUAUCAAGCAGGUCGGCACAAGUCUGGUUGCGCAACUUUUGCCAAAAUAUGCGACAGCAGCCAUUUUAUCAGCCCUCAUUCGGCUUUCUGUUGCCAAAUUGUUUCAUUGAGAACUUUAUAGGAUACAUGGAACGAAGAUGCAUUGAUGACAUGGACACAACGAGCGCAGAUCGUACGCCCUGCUGCGAGGCUCAGUUCCCUUACGAGCCUCACAUAUUUGAGCAGUGUUUGCCACAAUGCAUCUCCAAUUUGUGUGAGACAAGGUUUUAUCAGCCGGGCAAAGCUGGUCCCAAAUUCGCGGCGGCAACCAGUCGCCUCGAUGAGUAUGUGGAUGGCGGCAGUAACGAGAGCUUAAGCUCGGAGUCAACAGCUACUCAACUGCUCGUCAAGGCGUUGAUUAUUGAGUUCGAUUCGAAUGUUAGCUAUAGUACACUCUAUGCGAACAUGAAGGCGUUUUAUGAGAGCGUUGAGAGCUGGUUUCAACAGCAGUUGAGCACGGCACCCGAGGAGUUGCGUGACGGUUGGUUUAUCAGCGAUUUGAAUUUCUACAAUGUGCAGGACUCGCUGUCGCAUGACACACUCCUUGCCAUUGUUUUAGCCAUGGCUGCGUCGCUUGUGGUGCUCCUGUGCUUCACCCUCAACUUGAUCAUUUCGGUUUAUGCCGUCAUUACCGUCUCGUUGACUAUUUUCAAUACCGUUGCUGUACUCAUUCUACUCGGCUGGCAACUGAAUAUUCUGGAGAGCAUUGCGGUAUCGACGGCCAUUGGCUUGGCGAUGGAUUUCAGUUUGAACUAUGGCAGUCAUUAUCGUCUGUCGCCGUCGAAGGAGCGCAUUGCAGCCACCCAGUUUGUCUUGUCUCGCAUCAUUGGACCGACGGUUAUGGCAGCAGCAACAACUGGCUUUGCUGGUGGCAUUAUGAUGGCAUCAAAUAUAUUGCCCUACAUACAGAUUGGUGUCUUUCUCGUCGUGGUCAUGGUCACUAGCUGGCUGUAUGCCACAUUCUUUCUGAUGAGCCUUCUCAAAGUCGCCGGGCCGCAGUACGGUUUCAUGCAACUCAGUUGGCCGGCAUGGCGCAAGCGACGCACGGCAAAGGCAAAUAAAUUCUACGAACGCAAACCGAGUCAAAUAAUUGCCACUGAACAGCUGCUAACGCCCACCAGCUCCGCCAUUGUCGAGAUGGCCAAUUCGGAAACACAUGAACUGGAAUCCCUGAAUUCGAGCAACCAGAUAAAAACCAUUUCCGGCACAGAAAGUGGACAUGCGCUGCCAACGCUGCCCAAUGACUUUGAGCACUCAUUUCAGUCGCCGCACUAGUGCCAAAUUAUCAAAACGGAACGAUUCGCCAAAAAAAAACUGGAAUAAUAGAGAUCUACUUGCUUGCCUCGUCGAGAGGGCUCAAGAAUUUGCAUUUUUUUAUACAAAGAGCUUCAAGGCAACUGAUGCUUGAUGCCCCAUAUGUAUUCAAUUGUGUGUUAUUACACAGUUCUAUAUUGAUAUACCGUAUAGAUAGUCGUAUGUGCAACUACUUUGUUAGUAUUAAGCAUAGCUCAAAGAGCCAACAAGUGUGCACAAAAUAUUUGCUACAUUUUACACAUUGUAAAAGAGUGCAAGAUUACAGAAGAUGUAAUUCUCUUUAGGGUAUGGAAAUAUUUGUGCCAACUGGUUGAGUUUUUGAACUACUCUUUAGUGUGCUAUUUCAAAAAGACUUCAAACAGUUGCAAUGCGCUUUUUUACUUAGUUGUUGUUAACGUUUGAGCCAAGAAAUGAGCUCGAUAUUUUUGUUUUAUUUUUGGAAACUGAAGCAAUUAGCGGAAGAGUACUGGGUACGUCCAUAACUGUACGACUGUAUGAUGUCGGUAUUAUUAGUUUUUAGUUCAGAAACAACAACAAAAAAAAAAAAACAUGACACUGUUUAUGUAUAUUUACGUAACUUACCUGUAAUCACAAACAAAUAACUAUUUAUACUCUGAAUUUUUAUUAGCUGUUAACGCCAGCCGUCAAUGUUGAAGCCGGCCAUUAUAGAAUAUAUGUAUUAAUGUAUAUGCAGUUAUCAUAUAUGAUAACACACCCACACACACAAACACACACGCCCAAAAAACGUCUACUAUAUUUAAUGUACAUUGAUGUACUUAAUGUGUUGUCUAUCCUAGUUAGUUAUAAAUGUUCAAAACACAAACAAACACACGCAACACACUCACGUUUGUAAUAACCAUGUAACUGUGAUACAGAAGGUGACAAAUUGAAUUAAUACAAAUUCUAUGUUUAUACAGACAAUGAGAGCUAAAAACAAAAAACUUAGAACAAAAAUUAAUGACGUAUUGUACUUAACUACAACUGAAUACCUUGUACUUCCUUCAUUGAACUUACAAAAAUGUGUUGAAGUGAUUUAAUAAAUGUUACUUGUAAAACAAUUAAACAAAA